This is a messenger RNA of Cotesia congregata, 984 nucleotides long. The record is from the annotation of a GenBank genome assembly. Lineage: Eukaryota; Metazoa; Arthropoda; Insecta; Hymenoptera; Braconidae.
AUGAAUCGAGCAAAAUCAGUAGCAUCAACAAUGGAUGAUAUGGCAUGUCCCCGUUGUUUAACAACAAAAUACCGAAAUCCAUCUCUUAAAUUGAUGGUCAAUGUUUGUGGGCAUACACUAUGUGAAAGCUGUGUGGAUUUGCUAUUUUUAAAAGGCUCUGGAUCCUGUCCAGAAUGUUUCAUACCUUUGCGAAGAGGUAAUUUUAGGAUUCAAAUGUUUGAAGAUUCCAUGGUAGAAAAAGAAGUGGACAUAAGAAAGCGUAUCUUACGUGAUUACAAUAAAAGAGAAGAGGAUUUUGCAACAACUCGAGAGUACAAUGAUUACCUGGAAGAAAUAGAAACAAUUAUUUAUAAUUUGUCUAAUGAUAUUGACAUACUGGAGACAAAUAAAAAAAUAGAGCAGUAUAAAAAAGAAAAUAAAGAUCAAAUUAAUAAAAAUAGAAUGAAAUUAGGUAGAUCUGAAAGUGAAUUACAAGAUUUAUUACUUUUAGAAAAGCAACGUGAAGAAGAACGUAAAUUACAGCUUGUUCGUGAAGAAAUGGAAGUUAAAAAACAAAAAAUACGCGACAAAGAAGCGCUUAUAGAUGAAUUAAUGUUUUCUGAAGGAAAUGCUAAAAAUAUUGUUGAAACAUUCGCUAGUUCUAUGCAAACAGCUGCGGAAAAAGCUAAGAAAGUUGCACCAAUACCUAAAGCUACACAAUUUAGUACGGGGAUACAAUUUGGCACGCAAGGAACUCAAGGAUUUUUACCAAUUCCAAAACAAGAAGAAGGGCCAAUGUUUUCGUAUGUACCUAUUGAGCAAAAAUCAGAAGGACCUCCGGCACCAACUUGGCAGCAAGUUUAUUCUGAUGGAUAUAUUAAUCACGUACGUGCUGAAACAAAAGUCGACAAGGCUGGAGGAUUUAAAGCAACCAUUGCGUGUCUAAGAGCUCUUCAAGAAGCUAUGGCUGGCUUGUAUUAUAAUCCUCCACGAUCUGCUAAUUAA